AUGUCGUCUACAAGUCUUUUCGGCAUGGCUGCCGAUGACACCCGGAUUCUGGGACAGGAUCCCCUCAUUCCUCCCGCCCUUCUCACAACCGAGAUUCCUUUGACCGACAAUGCCACCAAGACCGUUCUCAAGGGCCGCAAUGACGCCGCCGACAUUGUCCUAGGCCGCAGCGACCGUCUGCUGGUUGUCGUCGGUCCUUGCUCUAUCCACGAUCCCCCUAUGGCCCACGAGUAUGCCGCUCGCCUCAAGGCCCUCGCCGAUAAGCUCUCCGGCGACCUCUGCAUCGUCAUGCGCGCAUACCUAGAGAAGCCCAGAACCACCGUUGGCUGGAAGGGUCUGAUCAAUGAUCCCAGCAUUGACAACUCCUUCGAGAUUAACAAGGGACUUCGCGUCUCUCGCCAGCUCUUUGUCGAUCUGACAAAUAACGGCAUGCCCAUUGCCAGUGAAAUGCUCGACACCAUCUCUCCCCAGUUCCUUGCCGACUGCAUCUCUGUCGGCGCCAUUGGUGCCCGUACCACCGAGUCCCAGCUUCAUCGUGAACUGGCCUCUGGCCUGUCCUUCCCCGUCGGAUUCAAGAACGGCACUGAUGGCAACCUCGGCGUUGCCAUUGACGCCAUUGGUGCUGCCGCUGCCAAGCACCACUUUAUGGGUGUCACCAAGCAGGGCCUGGCCGCCAUUACUCGUACAAAAGGCAACGAGCACGGCUUCGUCAUUCUGCGUGGCGGUACCUAUGGCCCUAACUUUGACAAGGAGAGUGUGCAGGCUGCCAAGAAGACCCUGGAGGAGAAGAAGCAAAAAAUGGCCAUCAUGAUUGACUGCUCACACGGCAACUCGCAAAAGAAUCACAACAACCAGCCCAAGGUUGCCAAGGUUGUCGGUGACCAAUUGAGGGAGGGUGAAAAGGCCAUUAUUGGUGUCAUGAUCGAGUCCAACAUCAACGAAGGCAACCAAAAAGUUCCGGCCGAGGGCCCCUCUGCUCUCAAGCCUGGUGUAAGCAUAACAGAUGCCUGCAUUCACUGGGAGGACACAGUGACUGUCCUCGAAGACCUCGCCGAGGCUGUCCGCACCCGCAGACAAGUAAAUGGCAGCUCCGCCUAG
Beauveria bassiana ARSEF 2860 is the source of this 1098-nucleotide messenger RNA. RefSeq names its product phospho-2-dehydro-3-deoxyheptonate aldolase. The record is from RefSeq and is a predicted model, not a curated record. NCBI's taxonomy places the organism in Eukaryota, Fungi, Ascomycota, Sordariomycetes, Hypocreales, Cordycipitaceae. Gene Ontology annotation, biological process: aromatic amino acid biosynthetic process. The coding region runs from base 1 to 1098 and encodes 365 amino acids. Gene Ontology annotation, molecular function: 3-deoxy-7-phosphoheptulonate synthase activity. Gene Ontology annotation, cellular component: cytoplasm. The transcript is spliced from 3 exons.